Molecule: messenger RNA, 1728 nt
Organism: Penicillium salamii
Lineage: Eukaryota; Fungi; Ascomycota; Eurotiomycetes; Eurotiales; Aspergillaceae
Source: the annotation of a GenBank genome assembly
AUGGUCACUUUUUCCAAGCACAAAGCGGACUCUGAAAGGGAUGCAGAGCCCGACUCUUCAUCCACUCAUAUUGAUCGAUGUGACCCCGUUCUAGAGAAGUCUUCUUCUCCGGGCCAGUUGAAAGUCGAACUCACGGAAGCCGAUUGCUAUGCGGAGCUUGGAUACUCAUUUCCCGAGUCCAAGAAGUGGACUAUCAUCCUGGUCAUAUUCUUGGUCCAAACAUCGAUGAACUUCAACACCAGUCUCUACUCUAAUGCACUAUCAGGAAUCUCGGAAGAGUUCAAUGUCAGCAAGCAAGUGGGACGUUGUGGUGCGAUGAUUUUCCUCGUGCUCUAUGCCUUUGGUUGUGAGCUGUGGGCCCCAUGGAGUGAAGAGCUUGGCCGGAAGCCAAUUCUCCAGCUGAGCCUUCUGUUGGUCAACAUCUGGCAGAUCCCCGUUGGAAUCGCUCCGAAUUUCACCACGAUAAUGGUUGGCCGGGCCUUGGGGGGAAUAUGCACCGCCGGCGGCUCUGUCACUCUGGGUAUGAUUGCCGAUUUGUGGGAAGCUGAAGACCAACAGUUCGCCGUGGCCUGUGUGGUCUUUUCUUCAGUCGGAGGAUCCGUUCUGGGGCCGGUGGUAGGGGGCUUUGUGGAAGCUUAUCUACCCUGGCGGUGGAAUAUCUGGAUUCAACUCAUCUUUGGGGCUGUUGUUCAAAUUGCCCACUUGGUGCUAGUACCCGAGACUCGGACAACGAUCAUGCUCGAUAACAUUGCGAAGAGGCGGAGAAAAAAUGGAGAGGAAGUCUACGGUCCGAAUGAACUGGUUCCAUUCAAGGAUCGAUUCUCGAUGCAAGAGAUCCUGAUCACUUGGAUUCGACCCUUUCGCAUGUUCCUCACAGAACCUAUUGUUCUGACCUUGUCCUUGCUGAGUGGGUUCACUGAUGCCUUGAUCUUCAUCUUCAUACAGUCAUUCGGCCUGGUCUACGCGCAGUGGGGCUUUGGCCCGGUCGCUCUCGGUCUCUCUUUUCUUCCCAUCAUGGUGGGGUAUAUCAUCGCCUGGAUCAUCGCCAUACCUGUGAUCAGACGUAAUGUCAGAGAGCGGCAGCUGAAGCCAAAUGACGAGCGUGCACAAUAUGAGUCGCGGCUUUGGUGGCUUCUUUACACUGCGUUGUGUCUUCCCAUUGGCAUGAUUGGCUUUGCGUGGACGAGUCUCCCACAGUGCCAUUGGAUCGGAACAAUGGUGUUCUCUGCUAUGAUUGGAAUUGCCAAUUUCAGUAUCUUUAUGGGUACGAUCGACUAUAUGAUCUGCGCUUACGGGCCUUACUCGGCUUCAGCAGCUGGCGGAAAUGGCUGGUCUAGGGACUUUUUGGCGGGAGUCCUGACCGUUCCUGCUACCCCGUUCUAUGAGAACAUCGGUGGCAAAUAUCACCUCGAAUAUGCAUCCACCAUCCUAUUUGCUAUAUCUGUUGUUCUUGUCGUCACCGUCUACGUGAUCUAUUGGUACGGGCCUGUUCUUCGGAAACGUUCACCCUUUGCACAGCAAUUGAUCGACGCCCGGGUGGAGACACACAAUCGCAUUCUCGAGCAGAACCCUGAAGUUCCCAUGCGGAAAUCCAAUCCACUUGCAAGAUCCCAGCAGAGUUUGCGUAUACGUCAGACGAUGGGAAGUCGCACGACCAGUGUUGCUAACUCGCGCGCCAAUUCCCGUGCGAACUCUCGCGCAAAUUCGCGUCGCAACUCCCUGUCUUGA